Molecule: messenger RNA, 1596 nt
Organism: Symbiodinium natans
Lineage: Eukaryota; Dinophyceae; Suessiales; Symbiodiniaceae
Source: the annotation of a GenBank genome assembly
AUGACAGACCCAGCGCGUGGAAGCCAGGAACAGUUCCAAGCAGCCUUCCAACAGCAAAGGGAGUUCUACGCUGGCAGAACGGAGAUCCGCACAGUACAGGGGGCGUUCUUUGAGGAGCACAGUCGCAAGAGGCGUGAGCCCCCCACGCCGGUCGCCUCAGGGCUGACCACACCGCAGGAGGGCACCCCAGUUCCGACAGACGGCCCGGUGAGUGGAUUGGUGGUGCCAACCCUUCUGGAAGAUGAAACGGCCUUCCAAGUCACAGCCGGUGAGUUGGGCGCAGAUGUGAACAACCCGCAAUCGGUGCAGCAGGUUUUGGCCGCUCCUGUCCACACCGCCAAGGACGUGUUGCGCAUCGUGCGUGGGUACCACAAGGCAGUGGUGCGUCCUGAGAUGUACGGCCUCGUGCUGCAGCUUGAAAGUGCGUUGCUCAAGGUGAACGACGCAGUCUUUAGCUGUCGCCGUGAACUGGCCUUCAUGACGGCAGACAACCGCUCGGAGCAGAAGAGGUCGUGCGGCUUGCUACUGGUCACAACAGGCUGGCCCAACGGUCUCAAGCCGGAGCAACGUGAGUUCAUGAUCGGCUGGAUGAUCGAGCAGCUCCCAGAGGCACAGAAUUUCCUGCGCAACCGUGGGUUCCUCCGCGAGGAUGCCGACCACACCGCCCAGCACGCGCAGAUGUGGUUCAAUAUCCUCAACACGGACCCCACCACGGUACCCCAGGGCACAUUCUGGAGUGGAAUGACGAUGCUGCACUUCAAAUCCUGGGACCUUCGGCAGGCUUUUUUAAAGCGGUACGGAGGGCAGGGCGGAACUCCUCUCUACACCGCCCCCACAGUGCCUAUCACCGGCAAGCACGUCCGCGUCUCACCUUGUUCACCUCAGUGGCAGCGAAAACUCGAGAUGCCACUGAGGGUUGUCAUUUCGGUGCUGAACGCGCACCCUGACACACAGGGAAAGAGGCUCAUCAUCCUUUGGAAAAGCCUCAUAAUUAUGGAGCCAGUCGAGGGUCCGGACUUUCAACCCGACCACACCGCCUGGUGUCGGCUUUUUUACGAGGAAGCCGAAGGCUCCUUUCAAGCCCGGUUGGAGACGUCCCCACCGCUGACCCGUAUCAUGCACUCUCCUCCUACCACGGUGGGGUGUAAGGAGGAGACGCUUUUCGCAGAACACUGGAAUACGGUGAUCUGGGGCACGCAAUUCGAAUUGGAUGAAAUGGAGCGUAUCGCUUACCGGCAGGCCAAGCAUGAGGGCCACACCGCCGGAAAAGGGACCUUUGUGGGAAAAUCCCGCAAGCAUUGGUCCAAUGUAGUGCUCCACAAUUCCUAUUUCUCGCCGUAUCCUUUUGAGCUCCAGCACAACGCAGUGGAGCAAGUUGCGUUCGUCUGGGACGAACUUUGUCAAAAGAUGGGCGUCCCAGAACAACAGGUGGGCGACAUAGCAGCCGCCACCUACCAAGGGAAGCCCGUCGCACCCGACGCCGCUAGCCACACCGCCGCGGCAGAGGACGUAGAGAUGGAGCGUUCCGAGAACCCUUUUGCAAAGGCCCCCCCGCCCACGAGCAAGGGCGCAGGCAAGCAAGGCCACACCGCCUGA